Molecule: messenger RNA, 1588 nt
Organism: Silurus meridionalis
Lineage: Eukaryota; Metazoa; Chordata; Actinopteri; Siluriformes; Siluridae
Gene: cln5
Product: CLN5 intracellular trafficking protein
Exons: 4
Coding region: 90-1079 (329 amino acids)
Biological process (GO): lysosome organization
Cellular component (GO): lysosome; lysosomal membrane
Molecular function (GO): hydrolase activity, acting on glycosyl bonds
Source: RefSeq, a predicted model, not a curated record
AAACCACGUGACUACAGUCAUGUUGUGAAAUGAGGAAGUGUCUGCUGCUGAAGCUUCUGCUCCAUAAAGUAUAACAUGAAGCACCAAACAUGACUGUCUACUCUUUUUAUUUUCUCAGUCUGAGCUGUUUCUUGGUUUUGAUCAGUUCUCAGAAUACCAAUGGAAGAAGAGUCUGGCCUGUUCCUUACAGGCGAUUUGACCGUCGUCCUCCCUCUGACGCUUACUGCCAAGCACUUUACCCGUUUUGCCCGACUGGAGACCCGGAUGGUCGCAUCCCCAACAUGAAAGACAGCGACGUGAUUUCUGUGUUUAGGCUUCAAACUCCUGUGUGGGAAUUUAAAUACGGAGACCUUUUGGGGAAAUUUCAUAUAAUGCACGAUGCCAUUGGAUUUGCCAGCUCAGAUACUGGAAGAAACUAUACUAUGGAAUGGUACGAGCUUUUCCAGCUUGGAAACUGCACUUUCCCCCAUGUGAGAGAGGACAUACUGCCUCCUUUUUGGUGCAAUCAGGGUGCCGCAUGCUUCUUUGAAGGAAUCGAUGAUGUGCACUGGAAACAGAAUGGGACCCUGGAGAAAGUGGGAGAGAUUUCUGGUGAACAGUUUAACAAUCUGGCACGGUGGGUUAAAGAGGACAACGAGACCGGUAUUUAUUAUGAGACGUGGACUGUGCGAUCAGACCCAGGACCCAACUCAACUACAUGGUUCGACUCGUACGACUGUUCACAGUUUGUACACCGCACAUACAGGAAAUUGGCCAAACUUGGAGCCAAGCUUUCAAGCAAAACACAGACAAACUACACCAAAAUCUACCUGUACAGCGGUGAACCUACCUACCUUGGAGAUGAUGGCAGCAUCUUUGAUAAUCCACCAUUGAAAACUCUAGCCAAAGAUAUCAGAAAGUUUUACCAUUCUUUUCAGCCUCACCAGUCAAUGUUUCAGUUCAUCCUCAGCCUGAUAGAGGCUUAUGAAAAAGUUGUGCUAGAGAAAACUUUCUAUUUCUUUUACAACUUUGAGUACUGGCACUUGCCAAUGAAGUCACCUUACAUCCAGAUUACAUAUGAAGAAGUGCCCCUGCCAUGAUGAAGGUGGCCCUUGUAAAUGUCUUAUAACAGCUUUGCACAUAAAAAGGUUGACCUGUGUUACCUGUAAUUGGAGUAAAUGUUUAAUUCAACAGGUUGAGCUUUGCUGGAGGUGGAUUACAAUAAAGUCUAGUGUCCUGUCUUCAGUAGCACAGCCUUGUUAAAGGAUGGUUGGAAACUUGAUUCAUUUUCUAUAAAAGCAUUUUCUAUUAUACAACAGUUUUAAAUUAAUUUGCAGAAAUAAUACAAAAUCAUUAUUUCUGUAGCAAUAAAUUACACAGGGCCUUGUAUGGAGGACAUUCCAUGUAAACAGAUUAUUUUAAAUGUCAGUAUUGAGAGUUUUAUUUAGCAGUUUUGCUAUGAGUCUCCACUGUCAUUGCUUUGUAACAUUCAGGAAGUUUUCUAACUCAGGCUGUGUGUUUGUUGAGGGAACAAAGUGGAUGAUAACAGAAAAUAAACCUGUGUCACAGAUAUUUUGAACCAUUAAAUGUAACUACAAAAACAGUAAAA